Messenger RNA from Oncorhynchus tshawytscha (Chinook salmon), 2419 nucleotides. Its product is annotated as bone morphogenetic protein 7. Gene Ontology annotation, cellular component: extracellular region. NCBI's taxonomy places the organism in Eukaryota, Metazoa, Chordata, Actinopteri, Salmoniformes, Salmonidae. Bases 165 to 1460 code for a protein of 431 amino acids. The transcript is spliced from 7 exons. Gene Ontology annotation, molecular function: growth factor activity; cytokine activity. The record is from RefSeq and is a predicted model, not a curated record. Gene Ontology annotation, biological process: SMAD protein signal transduction.
UGACAUUGCAGUGCGCACCAAAGCUGAUGAUGAUUGGCUGAUGUUUGAUUCAGCUUCUAAAGUAGGCUAUCAGGGUCGAAGCUCGCUCUCCAAUGCAUGAGGAUUUGGGACAGUAAUUUUAGAUAGCAUAUCUCUAUCUUUGUAUCAAUCAAUUAAUUACACGCAUGCAUUUGAAAAUGGGGACUUUAUUGCGUCGACGAGCUUCGGCGCUGCUUCUUGCGUGGGGUUAUUGUAUUUUGGCUGAGACAACUUUGUCUAACAUCACUCUUGAUAACGAGGUUCACUCCAGCUUCAUCCAGCGCCGUCUGAGGAGCCAGGAGCGCCGGGAGAUGCAGCGGGAAAUCCUCUCCAUCCUGGGGCUGCCCCACCGGCCCCGGCCGCAUAUCUACACCAAACAAAACGCUGCCCCGAUGUUCAUGCUGGAUUUGUACAACGCUAUUUCCACGGACGGACAACAGCCAGCAGGCUUUUCAUAUUAUAAGCCCGUUUUAACGACCAAGGGGCCCCAGAUGGUGACCCAGCAAAACAGUAUUUUCCUCAAUGACGCGGAUAUGGUGAUGAGCUUUGUCAAUCUUGUUGAGCUGGAUCAGAACGUCCCGUCCUCUCGGCGCAACAGGGAAUUCCGCUUUGACUUGUCCCAUAUCCCAGAGGGAGAAGCUGUCUCCGCUGCAGAGUUCAGAAUCUACAAGGACUAUAUCGGAGAACACUAUGAGAAUGAGACCUUCCAUGUGAACGUGUACCAGGUGCUACAGGAGCCCCCUGACAGUGAGGAGGACCUGUUCCUGCUGGACACACGUGUGGUGUGGGCUAUAGAGGAAGGCUGGCUGGUGUUUGACAUCACAGCCACCAGUAACCAGUGGGUAGUGAACCUGGACCAGAACUUGGGCCUGCAGCUAGCUCUAGAGAGCAUGGACGGCCAGAGUGUGAACCCCAGGCUAGUGGGGCUGGUGUGGGGCAGUGGGCUACAGGACAAGCAGCCCUUUAUGGUGGCCUUCUUUAAGGAAACUGAGGUUCGUCUCCGCAGCGUCCGCUCUGCCCACGGCCACAAGGGGCGCAACCCCAACCGCUCUAAAAACCCCAGGAAUGCCCAGGACGCGCUGAAGGUUGCUGAGGCUGCAGCAGAGACCCUCAGCACAGACCCGAAACAGGGCUGUAAGAAGCAUGAGCUGUAUGUCAGCUUCAGAGAUCUGGGAUGGCAGGACUGGAUCAUUGCACCUGAGGGCUAUGCAGCGUACUACUGCCAGGGCGAAUGCUCUUUUCCCCUCAACUCCUACAUGAAUGCCACCAAUCAUGCUAUUGUGCAGACUCUGGUCCACUUCAUAAACCCAGAGACAGUGCCCAAACCCUGCUGUGCCCCCACCCAGCUCCACGGCAUCUCUGUCCUCUACUUUGACGACAGCUCCAAUGUCAUUCUGAAGAAGUACCGGAACAUGGUGGUCAGAGCCUGCGGUUGUCACUGACCACCAUUAGACUUCCCCUUCUCAGGAUACACUGGGGCUGGUGGAGGAAGUGGAGGAAGAGGAGGAAAUGGGGAUUAUGCAGCAAAACUCAUUUAUUGCCUGAUCUAUAAGGACCUGCUGCUUCAGGACUGGCAGGAAGACUAACUGCCUUUAUUAUUGGCUGCAAAGUGACAAGUACUAGCAAUACUGCCUUAGCAGUAGAGACAUACUGCCCUAGCAGUAGAGCCAUACUGCCCUAGCAGUAGAGGCAUACUGCUCUAGCCCAACUACGAAGAAGAUCUUUGGCAUCUGGAUUGUCUCCACUACAUGGUGCAUUAAAGAUAGGGACAAGGCUACUCAUCUAGAGCGCAAUAGAAUUCCCAGUCAGUACCGUGGAGGAAUGAAACAUCACAGACACUGAACUGUCAUCCAUUUAUUUAUAAUCUCAUGUUUCUUAAGUGAACAAAGAAAGGAAAGUAUUGAUGAAUACAAAAAGAUAUCCCCCUGGAUAGAGGCAUGAGACUCAAAUGAAAUGCUAAAGAUGCUCCAAAACGGAGCAGAAUUAAGAAUUUAGCAAUUGCUUGUUUAUCCAUGAGUAGACAUUUUAAGAUGUGCCUUUGAACAAGAUAAAUCCAGUUUGGACAGUUCUGCUGUGUGCACCCAGCGCCUCUGUGUAAAACAAUUGCUGGAUAAAACUGCUGCAUCUGAUUGCAUUAGACAGUCUCUGAAAUGGGUUUACUUUGACACGUUUCUUUUUUACAGCAUAGCUAAUUUUUUUCCACAAACAGCUGAGUUUACUUUGAUUACGAUGAGAACAAAAUGGCUGUCUGUUUUUCCUUUGAACGGCAUGUAGGUGAUGAUGUAUUUUGCGGAGCAGAGGUCAGGUGUAAGACAUCUGGCUGUCUGUGUGCAGAUUCAGAGGCUGCUGCUGUGAGAGAUGGCAGAGCUGACGGUUCAUACGAGACUGUGUGGGAUUGAUA